AUGGAUGCAGCUAAUUCAGAAAAGAUCAGCCUGAAGCUACUCGUAGACAGAAAUGAAAACAAAGUUAUAUUUGGAGAAGCUGGCAAGGAUUUUGUUGACUUCCUUUUCUAUGUUCUUACUCUUCCGGUGGGCACAGUUGUGACACUCCUCUCCAAAGAGAAAAUGGUAGGCUCUUUGGGGAAAAUAUACGAAAGCAUCGAAUCCAUGCAGGACAACUACAUGCAGCCAGACCUGAACAAAGAUCACGUUCUGCAUCCAAAUGUUUAUUCGAAAAUUGAAUUAGGAGAUACUGCAUUGUUGUUAGGCAACGAAAGAAAGGGUGAGCAGCUUAAACGCGCAAAGUAUCUGUACAGAUGUAGUUCCGGUUGUGCAUAUGCAAGUGAUAAGCAGGUGAAGUGUACUAAUUGUGGGAGAAGUAUAAAUUCGCAGAUGACAUACGUCAAGUCUGAGGAGAAUGAGGAGGCAGCUGAAGUCCGGAAGGGAGGUUUUGUACAAGAUCUGGUGACUUAUAUGGUUAUGGAUAAUCUUGUGGUGAAGCCUAUGUCUAAUGUCUCUUGUGUUACUUUGCUCAGCAAUUGUGGUGUUAAGGACUUGGGAGCUCUGGAGACCGUGGAGGUUUCCUUUGGAAAGAAUGAGAAAAUGGAUCUUGAUAAGAGGAGUCCUAAAGAGUCUACUGCAUCGGAGAAUCCAGAUAAAGGUUAUGAAAUAUGA
Molecule: messenger RNA, 711 nt
Organism: Daucus carota subsp. sativus
Lineage: Eukaryota; Viridiplantae; Streptophyta; Magnoliopsida; Apiales; Apiaceae
Exons: 2
Coding region: 1-711 (236 amino acids)
Source: RefSeq, a predicted model, not a curated record